AUGUGUGUUAUAUUGUGUGCUGAAAACAAAUACCUCAAACAAAUAAUUUUCCUAGCCAUUGAGGAGGAUGAGGUACCCUAUUACACCAGCAGAAAAAAGUUGGCGGAUAAAAAAGAUGCAACAGUAGACUAUGAAGACAAUAAAAAUACUUUGAUCAAAAGAGGAAAACUUGGAGGUAAGGAAGACACAUGGCACCUAAGGGAAGCCGGCGCCUCUAUCAAACUUAAUAGUGGAGCUGUCCAACAACCUGUGCCAUUUACAUGUACAUGCUUAUUGUGGAACCCCAGGACCCUCUCCCCACCCAUUGCCAGUGAUGAGAUAUUGGUUAGCAGUGUUAUUGAACUAUCUCAUGAUGGCCCACCAGAUCUGGAAUACAGGGAAAGUGUUGAAGGAUUAAGUUUUACUGUAGCUUUGUUGCACAGUGCCCCUAAUUUGGAGGGGUAUGAGGUGGUUAUCAAGCAACUGACUGACCAAAAGAACAAUGAAUGGAAGGAAUUGAAGACAGAGAAUACUUGGCAUGGAUCAGAAACGUCAACAGUUCCCAGGUGGCUUUUCCCCUUUGCACAAGCUGUUUGUACAAAAUCAGGAGUUUCUUCAUUUGCUGCAAUCUGGCGUCCUAAGUCUUUCACCUUUUCAAGAGGUACUGCGGUAGGUCCGGAAAUGACCUGUAUCGUGCCUGACUUUCCUGAUGUCAGUGUUCAAAUUCCUCAGAGUUGUGUUCCUGUUAAUCAAGAUUUCUGUGUGACAAUCCAGGUACAAGAAUUUCCAAGCAGUGAGUUAAAAGGAGAGGAAGGACUUGUCGGUCCAGUUCUUUACAUAUCAGACACUCAAAAUGUUAGUCUCAUCGCGCCUGUAACCAUAAGGAUUCCUCUCACCCUCCGUAAAGGAAAACAAGAGUUGGCAGAGUUAUGUCCUGGUGAACUGAGGAUAUUACACUGUGAGUCACUGGUUGAACCACAUGACUGGAAAGACAUUACAGAUCAAUUGGAUGAACCGCCACGUCUUCUAGAUGGGAAAGUGCAAUUCAAAGUUAGGCAUUUCUCUAGAUUCCGUCCAGUCAAGUUGAGGACAUCGCGUUUAAAAUCUGCUUCAGACUUCAAUGCUUUUGUAAGAAAAAUUCGCCGUAGGUCGAGGCCUCAGUAUGCCCGAUUUUUUACGUGCCUGUGUAAGACUAGUGUUCCUGGACAUUUUGGACUCAGACUUUUCUGCUAUCCACAAAAACUGCAACAUGAUGUAAACCAGCAAAUAUCAAGGUGUAUCGUGCCCUACAUAGGCGAAGGCACCUCUUAUGAACCAGUCUGUGAAGAAGAGAAAAUUUUGGUGUCUCUUUCUGAGGCAAUCAUACCCCAAGGCUCAGACGAGAAAAACGCCUUACAAUUUGUGAGAUUCCGCGGGAACGAAGUUUAUGACACAGGUGGUGAAGUUUGCUUAGGAAGUGUGAGUGUUCCAAAAGUGAAGUUUAACAACCAAAGUCAGGAACUUUUGUGCAACGUGACCAUGGUAUUGGCAUCUCAAGUUCCUGUCCCCUUUGAUCAUGAAGAAGGAACUCACAUCCUUCGUGGUAUUUCCGCCCAAAGUGUGAGACAUUCAAUUGUAGAGCAACCAAAUUCAGAAUCAUCUUUAUGCAGCCCUGUUGCGGCUUCUGAUAAGAGGAAACGCUAUAUCUAUAUGGUUAAGGAUGGUAAACCUUCAGAUCGCGAGUUAGAAGAGCUGUCUCUGAAACUUGGAAAAAAAUGGAAGGAAUUGGGAAGCUGUCUGGAAUUCGACGACGCUGCAAUAACUAACUUGGAUGAAGACAAUAAGGAGUUGGCAAGGAAGGCUUAUCGUAUGUUAUUGGCUUGGAAACAAAGAGAAGGCUUCCAAGCCACUUACACAGUUUUGUACAAUGCCUUGUGUGACAAAUUGGUGGAAUGUAAACUUCUAGCAGAAAACUUUUGUUGUAUUGAGAUUGAAGAAAAUGCCUCUCCUUAGUCUUAUAUUAUAAAAAGUGA
Molecule: messenger RNA, 1991 nt
Organism: Pocillopora verrucosa
Lineage: Eukaryota; Metazoa; Cnidaria; Anthozoa; Scleractinia; Pocilloporidae
Biological process (GO): signal transduction
Molecular function (GO): protein binding
Source: RefSeq, a predicted model, not a curated record